Messenger RNA from Penicilliopsis zonata CBS 506.65, 2386 nucleotides. RefSeq lists its product as hypothetical. The record is from RefSeq and is a predicted model, not a curated record. Gene Ontology annotation, molecular function: protein phosphatase regulator activity. The transcript is spliced from 10 exons. Gene Ontology annotation, cellular component: cytoplasm; protein phosphatase type 2A complex. Gene Ontology annotation, biological process: protein dephosphorylation. The coding region runs from base 325 to 2175 and encodes 616 amino acids. Lineage: Eukaryota; Fungi; Ascomycota; Eurotiomycetes; Eurotiales; Aspergillaceae.
UCGCCUAUACCGCAUACCACCCGCUCACUCUUCUCGCCAAUUCUCUCCUCUCACCCAGACGUUCAGAAAUUUGCUGAACAGAUCGCUUCCUUGGGGUUGCCACUUCGCUUUCCUCGGGAUAAUUGUUGAGCAUAUAUUGAUACCCACGGUCCAUGAAACCUUCUCAUCGUUCAACUGGUUGAGUUACAUUGUUUACCAAGUCUAUUGAACGUGGUAUCAAGUCGAGCCACGACCUGCGAUUAGUUCUCUGCGAGAGCUUGGACCUGUCAUAUCCUCGCCUCGUGGUUAUCCUAUCAAACCGGUAACCUAUAAAGCAUAUCCGCGAUGGAGGGCCAGGGUGAAAACGACGAGCUCUACCCCAUCGCCGUCCUGAUCGACGAGCUGAAGCACGAUGAUGUUCUCCUCCGCCUCAAUGCCAUCCACCGCCUCUCGACCAUUGCUCUGGCUCUGGGGCCCGAAAGAACCCGCGAUGAACUGGUCCCCUUCCUUGACGAUUCUGUUGAAGACGAGGACGAGGUUUUGACCGCGCUUAGUGAGGAGCUUGGAAACUUUACAGAAUAUGUGGGAGGCCCGGAGUUCGGACACGUGCUCCUCUCCCCGCUUGAGAACCUGGCUGCUAUCGAAGAGCCAUUGGUUAGAGAGAAGGCUGUCGAAUCCCUCAACAAGAUCUGCGCGCAGUUGUCUGAGAAACAGAUUGAUGAGCACUUUGUCCCCAUGAUCCUGCGUUUAUCGAAAGCAGACUGGUUCACCUCGAAGGUCUCCGCGACUGGGCUCUACAGCACUCCUUAUAAGAAGUCAACUCAGAAUAUGCAGCAGACUUUGCGACAAAACUUCGGUGGAUUGGUACAUGAUGAGACGCCAAUGGUCAGGAGACAGGCGGCAAACAACCUGGCCAAAUUCGUGAAGGAAAUGGAUGCCCCUGUCGUGAUCGAGGAGAUGAUCCCUCUCUUCCAGUACCUCGCUAGUGACGACCAAGACAGUGUUCGCUUGCUUACAGUGGAUAUCCUGAUCGCCAUCGCCGAAGAGAUUCCAAAGGAGCAACAGCCCAGCCACGGCGUCCUGUUGACAUCACUUCGGGCGCUGUUCGAAGAUAAGAGCUGGAGAGUCAGGUACAUGGUCGCUGACCGCUUUGAGAAGCUUGCCAAAGCCGUGCACGAAGAAGUAGUUACUCGCGACAUGGUGCCGGCGUUUGUCAAACUUCUGAAAGACACUGAAGCCGAAGUCCGAACAGCCAUCGCUGGACAAAUCCCUGGCUUCUGCAACCUGAUUGAUCGAGAUACCUUGCUCAACGAGAUCAUGACUAGCGUGGAGGAUCUUGUCUCUGACCCCUCCCAACACGUUCGCGCAGCUUUGGGCACGCAGAUUAGCGGCCUUGCGCCCAUUCUUGGCAAAGAACAGACAAUCGCACAUCUCCUUCCGAUGUUUCUGCAGAUGCUGAAGGAUGAGUUUCCCGACGUCCGUCUCCACAUCAUCUCCAAGCUGGAACUGGUGAACAACGUCAUCGGCAUCGAGCUCCUUUCUCAAUCCCUGCUGCCUGCCAUUGUGCAGCUUGCCGAAGACAAGCAAUGGCGUGUCCGCCUGGCGAUCAUCGAAUACAUCCCGCUCCUCGCCAGCCAGCUGGGUGUCAAGUUCUUCGAUGAGCAGCUCAGUGACCUGUGCAUGGGAUGGCUCGGUGACACCGUCUUCUCCAUCCGCGAAGCGGCUACCCAGAAUCUCAAAAAGCUCACCGAGGUCUUCGGUGUUGAGUGGGCUAAGGAAUCCAUCAUCCCGAAGGUUGUUGGUAUGGGUCAACACCCCAACUACCUGUACAGGAUGACGACAUGCUUUGCGGUUUCUACCCUUGCCCCUGUGGUCACUCUGGACAUCAUUGAAACCUCGAUCCUUCCCAUCCUGGACGGGCUUGUUGGGGAUGAAAUCCCCAAUAUUCGCUUCAAUGUCGCCAAGUCGUACGCUGUGCUCGUCGACACACUGCGUCGCAUUCCCGCAGAAGGAACCCUGGCAGACGCUGAGAAGCCCGGUGAGAGCAAAACGCCUUCUCCUCGGGGCCAGGAGCUGAUCCAGCAACGGAUCCUGCCCAGUCUGGAGAAGUUGCAAGAGGACGACGAUGUGGACGUCCGGUACUUUGCCACGACUGCCGCGGGCACGCAGGAGGAGAUCAUGCAAACCUCGCCGUAGGUUUCCCGUGGAGGGUUGAUGACACUGCAUGCGCAUGUAGACAGGUAAAAUGGACAAGAAAGAUUUAAUAACACACGCACACACACACACGCACAUGAGGCUCUGCAUGCGGACUUUGGACCGGGGACUUUUUGUCAAUCUAGAGCAAUAGUCAGCAGCACCGACCAGGAUGAAGUGCUUUUUGACGGCGUUUUGAAUUUUGAAUGUAGAU